This is a messenger RNA of Aphanomyces astaci, 2800 nucleotides long. RefSeq lists its product as hypothetical. The record is from RefSeq and is a predicted model, not a curated record. The transcript is spliced from 7 exons. NCBI's taxonomy places the organism in Eukaryota, Oomycota, Saprolegniomycetes, Saprolegniales, Verrucalvaceae. Bases 13 to 2643 code for a protein of 876 amino acids.
GUUUCAUUCACCAUGCAGCUCCGUGGAACUUCGUCGCGCAUGUUCGCCGCAGCGGCGCCAGUGCUUUCGAUUCGACAAGGGUCGAUGUUGGAUAUUGAAACUCCGCGGGCGAACUGGACCGAUCCGUUCUUCACGGUCGAAGAGGACUUGUGCAUUGUGCGGCAAAAAUGUUUUGCCCCGCCGCGGUGGUCGACCGACGCCGAGUUUUUGCAUGCGUUUUGCUCGACAUUUGGCGUCGAGCGCAGCACAGCUCAAAUCAACAAGCGCCUGUCAAACCUCCAGUUGUCUAACCCAGACCACGGCAUUCUCCGCAUGUACAUCAGCACUCUGUUGCAAACGCCCGUCGCAUCCAAGCACGACAUCGUCACGAAAGAAACCCUUCGUCCAGAAUUCGCAGCAUUUGUAGACAUUUCGUCGAACCUCCAGAGCAUUCUGCAGCCCCAUCUAGACGACACAGAUAGCGGCGGCUCGCUAGUCGACGAUUGGCUGCACGUUCAAGUGCACAGCAAACACUUUCCGACUUACGACAUGGACGUGUCCAAGCUUCAGCUGCGCAAGUGCUCAGCGGUGAUCGAUCGAUUUCUGGCCCGCGCGGCGAUCUCUGAUGUAACGUCUGGCCCGCGACAGUAUACGAACGGCACCAUGACAUAUUACCCCGCGGUGGGCACCGCCAGUGAACGCCUGGUCAUCACCGAUGACGUGGCAGCUUACGAUGGGAUCGCGUGCUAUCAGCACUUGAGUGAGCCAGUGCUCGCCCGGCUCGUGCUGUUUGCCAAAGACCAGCACACUGUGGAGCGCCGCCUGACGAUCGCAGACGAAUAUGAAGCCGUUCAAAGGACCAACCGCCUGUGCAGCGACGAAAUCAACGGCCUGUACGCGUCCGAGGCCACCCGCUACGUGAGUGUGCUGGACAACGCACGACAACGAGAGGUCGCAAAGACCACGUCGUUCUUGGACCAAGCGCUGCAAAACGACUUGGCCGCGCUGCACGCGAUGCACGCCGCCACGCUCAAGUCGGAAAUUGAAAAGAUCCAUGCCAAGUACGCCGAUAGACGAGACUCACUGGUCGUGCGCAUCGAAAACGAACGGCUGCGGGCGCUAGAACUGUACCGAAAUUCCAUGGACCUGACUAUUUUGCAGCUCGAACAUGCGAUGGCCGUCAAUACGCAGCAGGUGGAGGCUGUGUUUGGCUCGUCCGAAUGUCUCUUGCAGCUGUUGAUUUUGGCCGAGGACUUGGAUUGCAAACGACUGCGCAAGGCGUGCAUUGACUACCUCACUGAACCGAAACGAUUUAUCCAGUUUGCCCUGCGCCGGGAACUGACAUGUCCCCUCCUGGCAGAGCACACCAUCCUCGCAUUGUUCCAACGCUUAUCCAACCAAGAUGUGAAAGACCUCAAGGACGAGUGCCGCAAAGGGUUUGCGUUCUCGGAUCUACUCAUGCGCGAGAUUCACACACGCCUCAUCGCCCUCACCAAGGAACUCGAGGCGCUGCCGAAUGAAACAUUGAGAGACGUGAUGCGCGUCGCCUUUGCGGCUUCGACGACGUCCGAAGACAAGGAAGCAACCACCGCGAUGACGACAACGACGUCGGCGGCGGUGGUCAAGCUUGGCCUCGCCACGCGAGCAUAUCCGCAAGUACUCACAAAAGAAGUGGACCGACGACGAGAAUUCAGCAGAGUCAAAUUAGAUGCAUCGCUCGUGACCAACCACCUAAGUCUCACGGAGGACGACCUCGUCGUGGAGCUCGAGUCGGCACGUCGGUAUUGCGCCGCCAUGGCCACUAAGCCAAGGCGGGCGGGGGAAUUCGGGCGGUGGAUGUUUGAGGUGACCCUCGAGCGUAUGGAUACAGCAGGCAGCGUCGCCAUUGGAUGGGACGUGCCAAGGCACUCGGCAUUGCAAUGGGGCCCCCUCGACAAUCCUACCACCGAUUCAACACGUAUUAGCGAAACGAUGGCACUCCCGCCGUCCCCCCGAGGUCGCAUGACUCGAUUUGGUACAAAGAACGGCUACGGUAUGAUUAUCCCAGGGUUGAGUCCUGGGGAAGACGGCAACGAUUUUGGGAUCAUGUGGGUGUCCGACUCGAGUGUAUCCACAGGCAUAAGCAGUGUCGCUCCUGUUGAUCCCUCGAUUGGAACCGCUCCCAACGGUGGCAGUGGGGGAAUGGGGAUACUGUACAUCAACGGCAAACAACACAGUGGCAUGCCGUGCUUUCGUCAAGGCGACGUGAUCGGGUGUGCCAUCGACCAAGACGCCACCGAGCCCUUCGUUGCUUUUUACUUGAAUGGGGCGUUGGUCAGUGUGCCUAGCCAUCCUCAUUCGAGUAGCAAUGCAUGUAGCAAUGCAUGUAGCAACGCCUGUGUCAACUCUGCUGGUAGCCACCACCACACGAAACCCACGUCAGGGCUAAAAAAGCUACUCUUACACAGCGCCAACUACGCAUUGUAUCCCACCGUGACGCUGUUCUCGUCCCACGACCCUACGGCUCGCGUGCGAUUUAAUUUUCGAGGCAACUUUGACUUUGCCAUUCCUGGCUACGACCCGUACGGCGCGGAGCUGUUGGACUUGAUUGAAAUGGUAAGGGAAGGUGCCAGCAGUGCAUCCCCACCCCGCCGCAAAUCUGGCAUUGACUUUGCAUCGACUUGACUAUUAUCAACGCGUCAACCAUAAAAUGACCUUGAUUACCUUCGAAAGCCAAUGACCGAGGUGCCCGUCGUGAAUAGCCUUGUUGAGCUUUGCUCCGUGAUGAAUAGACUUAGGCUUCUAUUGCUUAACAUAUGUAUAGCGCAUUGGUGAAGCGUAC